Entamoeba nuttalli P19 is the source of this 990-nucleotide messenger RNA. RefSeq lists its product as hypothetical. The transcript has a single exon. NCBI's taxonomy places the organism in Eukaryota, Evosea, Mastigamoebida, Endamoebidae. The record is from RefSeq and is a predicted model, not a curated record. The coding region runs from base 1 to 990 and encodes 329 amino acids.
AUGAGCGUAGAUAAGAACAUUACUUUGUCUUUAGAUGAAUAUUGUAAAUUAAAGAGCAAUUCAGAACAAAUGAGAGAUAAAGAAAAAAAUAUAGAAGAGAUGAAAAUAAAAUGCUCAAAAGCAGAAGAAGAAGUGAAAAGACUAAAACAAGAGAAUCUUCAACUGCGAGAAAAUGAUGAAAAGAAAGAACUAGAACUAGCAACACAAAAAGUUCAAUUUGAAAGAAUUAAAAGUGAAAUUGAAAAGACUAAACAAGAGAAAGCAUUGUUAGAGACUAAGUUGGAGUAUAUGAAUAGGGAUCUAAUGACAUUAAAAAAACAAUACAAUGAAAUAAAUGAUGAAAUAAUAGGACUUGCUCUUGUUGGAGGAGAAGAAUCAAAUACAACACAAUUAUUUGAAAUGAAAGGACUCUCAUUAGAAAAAGAAGAACGGAAAAAGCCACGUCAACCAACAAAAGAAAGAAAAAAAGAAAUUAAAAAGAAAACAGUUAUUGACGAUGAUGAAACAGAUACUAUUGAAGAUAUAACACUAAAAACAAUGAGAGAACAUAGUGAAGAAAAAAAAGUAGAUUUAGAAGAGACUGAAGAAUUGUCUACAAGUGUUUUAUUUAAAAAUCCCCAAAAAUGUGUUUUUGAUGUAAAUUACAAUUUAGUUAUUGAUGUCAUGAAAAAAAUAAUAGAACAAGGAAAGAGUGUUGCAAGAAUCAAAGGAUUUCCAAGUAUUCUUGCAGUAGAUGUUUUUAAAGAAUAUACUCGAUUAAAAGGAAUUAAUAUUUAUGAUGGAAUUAAAGGAGAAAAAGAACGUAAAAACCAUUUAAGAUAUAAUGUUGGUAGUUUUAAUAAAUGUUUAAAAAAACUUGAAGAUGCUAGACUAAAAAAGGGAUUUCCUGAAACAAUUCGAGUUGUUACAUCUUGUUAUGUAUACAUUCAAUGCAUUGGUGAUCAAUUUAAAGUAAAGCCAUCAAAUUCUACCAAUUCAUUAUCGAAUUGA